AUGCAGAGCUAUCCAACGACAUCUGGGCCUCCUCCAGGCCCAAAGAAUUAUGUCUUCGUCGACGAACACAACAGACACAAGCGCCUUAAGGUGAUGCGCGCUUGUGAAGGAUGUCGUCGCCGCAAGAUCAAGUGUGAUUCCGCCACCACCAAUACCUGGCCGUGCGCUGCCUGUGUCCGCUUGAAACUCCAUUGUGUUCCUCCCGUGGGUGGGUUAGAAGGAGAGCCAGGGGACUUCUCUCAGGGCGGCGCUGUCGAAGAACCUAUCGAACCGCAACCGUACCUGCCCACGCCAGGCUCGUCGACUCAUCCGAGUCAAAACUAUGUCGGUGCAGCGCCCAACUACCAGCUCGACCAAAGCGAGCCUUUCUCCUACGAUGCAUACACCGCCAAUUACCAAAAACCAUCCUUUGACAUGAUGGACAAACAGUACGAAGGCUAUUUUCCGGAUCCGCAGCAACAGCAAUUCGGCGGAACGUUGCAUGAUCCUUAUCAAUCCAACUCGCAGGUCUACGGGCAAGCUCAACAUGAUUCCCAAUCCUCUCUCGGACAGGAGCGCGCCGGCUCUUCACCAGUCGACCAGCUCACGGCCGAAGAGCUGAUGGAACAUCUUGGGUCAUUGAAGAUUGGGGAGAAUGGAGUUGCCCCGUAUCUCAGAGCGGAAAGGAAAAAUAGCACAGAGCCGGACGCGCCCGUUCAGGACGCCGAACUCGAAGUCAAGAUUCCGGCAGUCUUCAAUCCUGGUGCGGGAGCCCAGAUCAGGAUUCCCCCGGCUUUGAUGCCUCCGCAGGAGGAGGCCAUGCAGGCUUUCAAGGCUUUCUUCCGUGAUGUGCACCCUUACGUGCCCGUGUUGAACAGAAGGCAAUUCUAUGACCAGUGGCGCAAUGAUAAGGCAUCUAUAUCUCCACUUGUCUUGGAGGCUGUUUUUGCGAAUGCUGGUCGCUUGUCCGACGAUCCCGCACAAGGUGCACAGUGGCUUGCGCUGGCAAACAAGCAUGAACCGUGUUUCUUGGACAGUCCUCGACUCAGCACUAUUCAAGCCUUGCUCCUCCUACUCAAGGCUCGAGAAAGUGUCCCCAAACGAGGGUACUACUACCGAUCCUGGAUGACUUGCAAGACGGCGGUCAGCAUGGCGAAGGAUCUUGAAUUGCACGAGCACCAUGAGAUGCAUGUCGCAGGCGAGUCAUGCGGUUCGGACCCGAUUGAAUGUUUGACCAAGACUCGGGUCUGGCAGACUCUGCUCAUAUGCGAGACCAUGGUUGGAGGGCCACAAGGCCGAACCGACCUGGGUGUCGAUCCCAAUUCAGUCGACGUCAGUACCAACCCGCCAUGUUCUGACGUGGACGACUUCGAGAAAACCAUAUCCCGACAAUUCGCCUAUUUCGUCCGGAACAUUCGCAACAUCCGCCUGAUCACCGGCGUAUCGCACAAACUCAAGAGAAAGAAGGACUGGGGUCUGGACCAGGAAUUCGUGGCCUACAACGCCGCCUUCAACAAAUGGCCCGACGAGUUACCCAAGGAUCUUCAAGUGGUGUUGCCAGCAAAUGGCAGCGUGCCAUCGCUGCCGUCCCAUUUCAUCGGCAACCUGCACUCUCAUUAUCAGUUGGGAAUUGUCAUGCUCCACCGCCCACAGCUCAAGGCAUCUGAAUCCUUCGCGGCGGAUAGCCAAUGGAGACACCAUAUGAGUGUGUGCUACAAUGCAGCCAAGGUGCUUUGUCGACUGCAGGAGGCGAUUCUGGCCAAAUUCGACCUGACCGGCCUGCUGUGUAUGCAACGAGGUAUCAACUUCACCAUUUACGCCAUCCUGACGUGCAUCAUGCUUCAUUUGAUCGCUUUGUCGUCCCCGGACCCGGAAUACAACUCGGAAGCACGAGACUAUUUUGUCCGCCACAUGCGUAUUUUGGAACGCUGUAUCGCGGCCUGGCCAAUGCCUGAGACCGAAGCACAGGUCAACGCCCUCCGUGCCGCCUUCUCCGCGGAUAUCAACAAACCGUUUGAAUUGAAGGAGUCGUUCCCGCUCGGUUCUCCAUCCGAUCAAUCACGCUCGUCGCCUCCAUCCCAACAACCUACGUACGAAAAGCCGCACCUCCAGCAACAGCAGCAGCAGCAGCAGCAACAACACGAACAGCAACAACAACAGCAACAGCAACAAACGCACCAGCUUCAACUGCAACAAAUCCAACAACAACACCCACAACAAUCAAUACAAACCCAACCACACCAUCUCGUCGAUCUCCAACAAUCCCAACCGGGACAGUACCUGCCACAGCACAUGACACAGAUGCGCGGCCAGACACCAUACCUCGCCACCCCUCCUGUUUCUGUCUCAGCAUAUUCCAGCGACUCGAAACCCCAGACACCCAUUUUCCCCCCACCACCUUUACCACAUCAAACCGCCUAUGACAUGGACCCACAGCAGUUCUCAUCAUCUAACAUUUCAUCGUCGGCCGGUGGGGGUUUCUAUCAACAGAGCACAGGGAGCGCGCAGCCAACGUCAGUGGCGCCCAACUACAACAUGCAAUGGAAUCCGACACCGAUCAUCGAUCAAUUCGACACAGCAUUUGCCAUUCCGCCAUCUGAUUUGGCCCCGCCUUCAUCGAUGUACGGCAGCACAGGCUCGUCGCCGCCUUCCGCAACAACAGCAGGAGGUGGAGGAUCAAUGCAAGCUUCAAGUUUCACGUCGGGGUCUCCUACGUAUGGUAGUGCUGGAGGCUAUACGCAACAGCAGCCACCGUACUUUGCUGCUCAGCAGUCGCAAACACAGCAUUCGUUGCAUGAUACUUCCUCGCCUCCAAUCGGGGGAACAUACUAUGCUCCGGCUCCCGGAGUGGGCAUGCUCGUCACGCCGCGGCAGUGGCAGCAGAGCGUCGCGAAUGUCAUGGACUCCGCUGGCUUGAAGAGGAGAUGGGACUUUGGACAGAAUUGA
Messenger RNA from Capronia coronata CBS 617.96, 2925 nucleotides. RefSeq lists its product as uncharacterized. The coding region runs from base 1 to 2925 and encodes 974 amino acids. The record is from RefSeq and is a predicted model, not a curated record. Lineage: Eukaryota; Fungi; Ascomycota; Eurotiomycetes; Chaetothyriales; Herpotrichiellaceae. Gene Ontology annotation, molecular function: DNA-binding transcription factor activity, RNA polymerase II-specific; DNA binding; zinc ion binding. Gene Ontology annotation, biological process: regulation of DNA-templated transcription; DNA-templated transcription. The transcript has 3 exons.